This is a messenger RNA of Papaver somniferum (opium poppy), 2694 nucleotides long. RefSeq lists its product as uncharacterized. The record is from RefSeq and is a predicted model, not a curated record. The coding region runs from base 1 to 2694 and encodes 897 amino acids. NCBI's taxonomy places the organism in Eukaryota, Viridiplantae, Streptophyta, Magnoliopsida, Ranunculales, Papaveraceae. The transcript is spliced from 8 exons.
AUGGAUCUACUGGUCUCUUUGCGUUUCAGAAUGGAUAAAUCCUGGAUGAGUACUGAUAGAACGAAGAAACGUUAUAGAGAAGGAGUUGCGGCGUUUCUGCGGUAUGCUGUCAACCAUCUCAAGGAGGAGGGUGAGACAUAUGAUGAAUUUCUUAUGUUGUGUCCGUGUACAAAUUGUUUAAAUCUCUGUGCAUGCUCCGUUGGCGACGUAGAAGAUCAUUUAUUCGUAAAUGGAAUCGAUCAAACGUAUACUAUUUGGAAUAAGCAUGGGGAAAAGGAUGAGGCAAUAACUAGUAGUAAGCCAGUUAACGUCAACAAUGGUAUGCACGCUGAAUUUGAAAUGGGAACUCCCACUGAUGCUCCAGACGAAGAUUUUGGAAUGGGAACUCCCACUGAUGCUCCAGACACUAUAGAUAUGAUGCAGGCUGCAGAAGAGUUCGCAGAUGACCCUAUAAAGUUUAAAAAGUUACUUGAAAAUGCUGAAAAGCCCUUAUACGAAGGAUGUCCCAACUUCACAAAGUUGUCUGCAAUUGUGCAGUUGUUUAAGUUGAAGAGUAAGCACGGUGCAUCAGACAUGUUUUUUAAUGAAUUGUUACCCUUGUUAAAGGACAUGCUUCCCAAAGAAGGGUACACAAAGAUACAUGCAUGUAUCAACAACUGCAUUCUUUAUUGGAAUGAGUACAAGGAUGAAAAAGUGUGUCCUACUUGUAAAGCACCCAGAUGGAAAGUUGACAGGGAUGGUAAAGUUUACGAGAAUGUUCCAGCAAAGGUAUUGUGGUACUUCGACAUCAUCCCAAGAUUUCAGCGGCUGUUUCAAUCGAAGCACACAGCAAAAGAUUUGAUAUGGCACGAUACCACUAGAAACAAAGACGGUGUUUUACGUCAUCCGGCAGACUCACAUGCUUGGAGAGAGAUAGAUAACAAUUUCCCAGAAAUUAAAGGUGAUCCAAGAAAUCUGCGGUUAGCUGUUUCGGCUGAUGGAGUUGAUGUAAACACAGGCACCAAACAUCACAGUGGAAAGAGAACAUGGGAUGCAUAUGCCCAAGAAAUGUUUACUCUACGUGCAGUUGUUUUGUGGACGAUAAACGAUUAUCCUGCUCUUGGUACACUAUGUGGUUGUCGCUACGCUGGAUAUCAUGGUUGUGUGGUGUGUCGUAAAAAAACGCACAGUAUUAGGCUUCAUGACUCAAACAAGAAUGUUUAUGUUGGUUAUAGAAGAUUUUUACCCUAUGAGCAUCCGUUCAGAAGGCAGAAGGGGGCAUUUGGCGGAAAACAAGAGUGGGAGACUGCUCCAGAACCAAUGACCGGGGAAGAAAUAUAUGAGGAGAAUGUGGGACAAAGUCUUGUUGGAACGUUGCUGCACAACGGGAAUACAAAAGAUGGAUUAAACGCCAGAAAGGAUUUGGUGCGUUUGGGGUUAAAAUCGGAGUUACACCCUAAGACAGAUGACAAAGGAACGAUACUUCCCGCAGCAUGUUAUACAUUAACUACGGAAGAAAAAGACAUAUUCUUGGAGACACUAUCCGAGUUAAGAGUUCCAGAAGGAUCAAUAUCUGCCAAAGAAAUCAUGGUGGAAGAGCUAGAUAAAUUGCAAGAGGAUCUCUGUGUGACGUUAUGCUUACUAGAGAAGGAAGUGAAGUUAUGCGGUCCGGUUUGCUUUCGAUGGAUGUAUCCUUUCGAAAGGUGUAUGAAGGUUAUAAAGGGGCAUGUGCGAAACAAGAAUCAACCUUGUGGAUGCAUUGCCGAAGAGAAUGUUGCAGAAGAGACGAUUGAGAUAUAUUGUGAGUACCAUAAAAGCAUCAGGACAAUUGGUAUUCCACUAGAUAGGCAUAAUACAUCUCAGGAGGGAGAACCGUUAUCAGCUGAAGAGCCGUGUAUAGUUACCCCUGAACAGUUGAGACAAGCACAUUUCUAUGUAAUGCAGAACACGCCUGAAAUUGAGCCUUACAUAGACCGACACAAGCUAUAUUUGGAAACUAACUAUUCUACUAAAAAGCGAGCAUGGCUAGAGAAAGAGCACUCUAACACUUUUGGCGCUUGGUUAAAAAAUGAGGUUGAAAAAGAGUUGGCAGACGACAGAGAAAGUAUCUCAGAGAACUUAAGAUGGAUAUCACACGGCCCGCACUACGAGGUAACGAAAUACACUGUAUAUCGCAUCAAUGGAUAUCUAUUCCGCACAAGAUCCCGUGAUGGUAGAAUUCACCAGAAUAGUGGGGUUAGCGUUGCAGCAAAUGACAUGCACAUAUCUAGAGAUGAUGAUGUUACAUAUGGUAAAGCCUCUUAUUAUGGUGUCUUGCAAGAGAUAUGGGAGUUAGAUUACUGUGAAAGAAAAGUUCAUCUGUUCAAGUGCAAUUGGGUUGAUAAUAAACGUGGGGUCAAAAGAGAUGCUCUUGGCUACAAGAUUGUUGACCUUACUAUGUUGGGAUACAAAAAUGAUCCUUUUAUUUUAGCCUCACAAGCUAAGCAGGUAUUUUAUGUCAAAGACCAGUUAGAUAAGAAAAAGUCUAUUGUUUUUGUGACACCUCCCAAAAAUUAUAGAGAUGACGAUGGCAACGAUGAGGAAUUCAGUACAGUAAUCUUUUCUGCGAAUGAUAAUAUCUUGCCGUCUGUAGAUCCACAAGACUUGGGUAAAGAAUCCCGAAAUGAUUACUUCCGAACUGACUGCCGAGGUUUACUUAUACGCAAGCCAAAAUGA